AUGGAAGAGAUGGGAGAAAGGGACUUGAAGAUGGAAGUAGGAUAUGACCUGACAGAAGAUACCAACAGAGGAAAACAUCCCCAUGCGGUGUUACGGGGCUCCCUCUCGGGAAGGAAUCCGAGCAAGGAGGCCGCAGCAAGGGACUCGUUUUCCAAGGCCCAUGCAAAAGUCUGGCAUCUCUACAAUGAUCAUUUUCGUCCAACUCAAGGAGGCCAAGUGUCCAUUGCCCUCAGCUCCCACUGGAUAAAACCGCAAGCCAUGACUGAACAAGACAUACAAGAAUGUCAAAAAUCCCUUGACUUUGUGUUAGGCUGGUUUGCUAAACCCAUAUUUAUUGAUGGUGACUAUCCUCAGAGCAUGAAGAAUAACCUUUCCUCUCUGCUGCCUGAAUUCAGUGAUGCAGAGAAGAUGUACAUCAAGGGAACAGCUGACUUUUUUGCGCUUUCUUUUGGAGCAACACUGAGUUUCCAGCUCUUGGACUCUCAAAUGAAAUUCCAUCAGUUGGAAUCAUUAAGCCUGAGGCAGCUCCUUUACUGGAUAAACCGUGAAUAUAAUAAGCCCAAAAUAUUCAUUGUGGAGAACAGCUGGUUUGUCUCCGGUAGCACCAAACGAGAUGAUGCCAAGUAUAUUUAUUAUCUCAAGAAGUUCAUUAUGGAAACAUUAAAAGCCAUCCGAUAUGAUGAAGUUGAUGUCUUUGGGUAUACUGUUUGGUCCCUCAUGGAUGGCUUUGAAUGGCAUAGAGGAUACAGCAUUAGACGUGGAUUAUUUUAUGUUGAUUUUCAAAGCCAUGACAAGAAGUUUUUGCCAAAGUCUUCUGCUUUGUUCUACCAAAAGCUUAUAGAGAGAAAUGGCUUCCCACCUUUGCCUGAGAAUCAGCCUGUAGAUGGGAAGUUUCCUUGUGACUUUGCUUGGGGAAUUGUUGAUAACUACAUUCAAGUAGACACAAGACCCUCCCAGUUUCUUGAUACUAAUGUAUAUGUGUGGGAUAUCCACCAUACUAAGAAGCUUAUUAAAGUUGAUGGAGUUGUUACCCCAAAACGUAAGCGUCACUGUGUUGACUUUGCUGCCAUCAGGCUGCAGAUCUUGCUGUUGCAGGAAAUGCAUGUCACACAUUUUCAUUUUUCACUGAAAUGGUCUUUGAUUCUCCCUUUGGGUAACCUGUCUCAAAUCAACCACACAUUCCUGCACUAUUAUCAGUGUUUUGUUAGUGAACUUCUCAGGGUUAAUAUAACUCCUGUUGUAGCUUUAUGGCAACCUGCAGCUGAGAACCAAGGGCUUCCUGUUGUGCUAGCCAAAUAUGGAGCCUGGGAGAACCCAGAAACCAUUCAAGCCUUUGUUGAGUAUGCCAAAUUCUGCUUCAAAAAUCUUGGCCACCAUGUCAAAUUUUGGAUUACAAUGAAUGAACCUUACAUGAGGAACCUGACAUACUCUGCAGGGCAUAAUCUGUUGAAAGCCCAUGCUAAAGCCUGGCAUCUGUAUGACAAAGAAUUUAGAAGAUCUCAAAAAGGUAAAAUAUCUAUCGCACUACAAGCUGAUUGGGUUGAGCCAGCCUGUCCCUUUUCCAAAAAUGAUCAAGAAGUUGCUGAUAGAGUUCUAGAAUUUGACAUUGGCUGGUUUGCUGAGCCCAUCUUUGGGAAUGGUGACUAUCCACAGGUGAUGAGAGAAUGGCUUCGCCAAAGAAACAGCAUUGAUUUGUACAAUUUCCACUUGCCUUAUUUCUCUGAAGAAGAAAAGAAAUUAAUCCAAGGCUCAUUUGAUUUUUUUGCCUUAAGUCAUUAUACUACUAUUCUUGUGGACUGGGAAAAAGAAGAUGCACUGAAGUAUGAUGACUAUCUUCAAGUUCAAAUGAUAAAAGACAUCACAUGGCUGAAUUCCCCAAGCAGAGCUGCAGUGGUGCCAUGGGGAUUGCGGAAAAUGCUCAAGUGGGUUAAGUCCAAGUAUGGUGAUAUCCCAGUUUAUAUUAUAGCCAAUGGAAUUGAUGAUGAUCAGAACAUGGGUCAAGAUAAACUGAGAGUAUAUUACAUACAAAAUUAUAUCAACGAAGCUUUAAAAGCAUAUACCCUGGAUAAUGUCAAUCUACAGGGCUAUUUUGUCUAUUCUUUCAGUGACAGGACUGCUCCCAAAUAUGGGCUCUAUCGUUACAUUGCUAAUCAGUAUGAGCCGAAGCCUUCCAUGAAGCAUUACAGAAAAAUAAUUGACAAUAAUGGUUUUCCCAGUUCAGAAACUCCGGAUCAGCUGUGUCCAGAAAUGCUUGUUUUGUGUCCUGAAUGCAACCUUUUUCAAACCAGAAAAUCUUUAUUUGCUUUUAUAUCUUUUAUAUUUUUUGCCUUUAUUGUUACUGUAUUCUUUAUUAUUUACUAUGCUAAGAGAGUUGAAAGAAGGUAUAAAUAGUGCUGCUGCUUUGCACACAGCACACUCUUCUCUAUCUGCAUUCCCUGGGGAAUUCUGAAAUAGUGGCGCACAAAAUUGUAAUCACUUCAGCCAUUUACACUGCAUCAGUGCUUUUUUUGUUUAAAAAAAAAAAAAAAAAGUGCCAGUACUCCAGGGGAAAAGUUGUUAGCUCUGACUGCAGGUGCCACUUCUGUGUCUGGAGGUGUUGGUACAGUGUACCAGGCAGUACCAUCACAAAAAAAGCACUGCACUGCAUAAUACUGUGAAGCACUGAAGUUGAAAAUUUAUUGUGAACAUAGGGACCUAAAAUCCUUUCUUGUGUUUUAAUACUUUUGGUUUAUGACAGGUCCUUAAAUUUGACUACAACAAUCACCUCAGAAAUUUUAUCGGGCCCUUUAUUUGAGCAGGGUUUAUUUUUUCCAUUUGAACAAGUGUGUUUUUU
Molecule: messenger RNA, 2833 nt
Organism: Pelodiscus sinensis (Chinese soft-shelled turtle)
Lineage: Eukaryota; Metazoa; Chordata; Testudines; Trionychidae
Source: RefSeq, a predicted model, not a curated record